GCCAUUCAUUUUGAACUUUCAUAUGAACAGCAUGGAGAAAAGCAUGGCUGAAUUGCAUGGGAUGCUAAAAACUGCUGAGGAAAGCAUUAAGAAGAGCUCUAGUCAUGUGAUGAUGGUUCAAAAGGAUAGCAAGAAGAGAAAGCGCAAGGGCAAGGCUAAAACUUCGGAUGAGAUCUCGAGUUCUAAGCCUAAACCUGUUGGAAAGCCCAAGGCUAGCCCUGCCGCUUCUGACACUUGCCACCACUGCCAUAAGACUGGUCAUUGGCGGAGGAACUGCAAAUUGUACUUGGAAGAACUCAAAAAGAAGAAGGGAAGUAAGACUUCCUCUUCAGGGACUGAAAAGGACUAGGAAGUGUGCAAGAGGCGAAUUGGAUGCUCGCGUCGGUAAUGGUGCAAAAGUUGCUGCGUUGGCCGUUGGCGUUUACUCCUUAUCGCUACCCUCAGGAUUAGUUUUGGAAUUAAAUAAUUGUUAUUAUAUUCCUGCCUUGGGCAAAAACAUUAUCUCUUCUUCAUGUUUGGAAGAAGAUGGUUAUGAAUUCAUAAUAAAGAACAAGUGUUGUUCG
Messenger RNA from Phragmites australis (common reed), 563 nucleotides. RefSeq lists its product as uncharacterized. The record is from RefSeq and is a predicted model, not a curated record. Bases 23 to 349 code for a protein of 108 amino acids. Lineage: Eukaryota; Viridiplantae; Streptophyta; Magnoliopsida; Poales; Poaceae. The transcript has 2 exons. Gene Ontology annotation, molecular function: zinc ion binding; nucleic acid binding.